Cladophialophora carrionii CBS 160.54 is the source of this 759-nucleotide messenger RNA. RefSeq lists its product as uncharacterized. The coding region runs from base 1 to 759 and encodes 252 amino acids. The record is from RefSeq and is a predicted model, not a curated record. The transcript is spliced from 3 exons. NCBI's taxonomy places the organism in Eukaryota, Fungi, Ascomycota, Eurotiomycetes, Chaetothyriales, Herpotrichiellaceae.
AUGUCGUCGCAAAAAGCUUGGGCUGUUAUCGCAGGUGUUGGAGCUGGCACGGCGAAUACUCACGCAAAUCAUAGCGGUGCCUCGGUUGCUCGUCGAUUCGCUAAACACUACGCCGUCGCCCUGCUAGCCCGAAACCCUGACAAUUACGAACCCAUUGCGAAAGAAAUAAAUGCUGCAGGCGGCAAGGCAAUUGGCAUCAGCACCGAUGCCUCGGACAGCAAGAGUGUGAAGGCUGCGUUUGAACAACUGGAAAAGGAAUUCGGCGGAGCUCCGUUAGCGGCUGCGAUAUAUAACGUGGGAGGCAAAUUUAUCAGGAAGCCCUUCCUCGAGCUGUCUGAAGAUGAAUUUGAGGCUGGAUGGGCAGCCAACGGACGAGGGGCAUUCCUCUUCUCGAGAGAAGUCCUGCCACUUAUGCUCAAGAACACGGAUGCCGAAUACCCACCCACGCUUAUCUUCACGUCCGCGACUGCAGCGAUGAAGGGUUCUGCCAACUGCGCAUCUUUCGCUAGCGGCAAAUUCGCAAUGAGGGCCUUGGCACAAUCGCUGGCAAGGGAGUUUGGUCCGAAGGGCAUCCACGUGAACCAUGCCAUCAUUGAUGGGGUUAUUGAUAUCGAGAGAUUCGCCCAUUACAAGCUCGACCAUCCGGAGGCCAAGAUCAAACCCGAGGCCAUUGCCGACGCUUACUGGUACUUGCACACCCAGCCGCGGACUUGCUUUACCAACGAGAUCGACAUAAGACCUGCAGUCGAGAAGUGGUAA